AUGGAAGCUAAAGUGCCAUUGUCUUCAAGAUUGGAAGAAGCCCUUCGCUACCUCCUAAGCUCUCAGCCAACAAGACAAUCCAUAUGUAAAUGCGGCGCCCACCACGAAGGCCCAGGAUGGAUAUUCGAAACGGACACAUGGUCGCAACUCCAAGCUCUUCGACAAACCCUUUGCCAACGACCUGCAAUUUCAAAUAUCCCAACAGAUAUCCUCACCCAUAUUGAGGCAGUGAUUCAAUACAACAACCAACACAAGUUGCUCACCUCAACAACCUCCAUCAGUCCCGACGUGAUAAUCAAAUCCCAAGCUCCAAAUAGCAAACCUCUUCGAAUAUCCUGCUGGAAAGGAGAUAUUACCUCUUUAACAGAUGUCACGGCGAUCGUCAACGCCGCAAACGCCCAGCUGGAGGGCUGUUUCAGACCCGAACAUCUAUGCAUCGAUAAUGUCAUCCAUUCGGCUGCUGGGCCACGUCUACGGGAUGCUUGCCAUACCCUAAUCAAAGCGCAGGGACACCUAGAGCCAGCCGGCUCGGCAAAAGUCACACCUGGAUUCCUUCUUCCGGCAGAAUGGGUUCUACAUACAGUUGGACCACAACUAAAUCAUGGAGAGAACCCGGCAGCAAAGCACAAAACUCAGCUCGCUUCUUGCUAUCGGGCCUGCCUAGAUGCCGCUGAUUCAUUACCCUCUUUCGCAGACGGCCGGAAAGUCGUCGCAUUUUGCUGUAUCUCCACGGGCCUUUUUGCAUUUCCUUCCGCUCUUGCAGCAAACAUCGCUGUGGAGACUGUGCUAUCCUGGUACCAGGAACACAGCACGACCUCCAUAACAGAUAUUAUUUUUGACACAUUUCUCCAAAAGGACGAGGUUCUUUACCGGGAUUUACUCACAGGAUUGAAGCAUAGCUGCCCCAAUCUCAUAUACUCGCCAUCCAGUCUACUCUCUCAACCCCAGCCCCAAACUCCUUUAAACCCAUCGAUCCUAAAAGCUCGCGCCUGGCUCGAAGACGCAUCAUCACUCAUCAUAACCGCCGGUGCAGGUCUCUCAGCCGCAACAGGCCUCGACUAUACCUCAACAACCCUCUUCGACGCCAAUUUCCCCGCCUUCAAGGCAAAAGGUCUUCGCAGGCUGUAUGAUGUGUUCGGGUAUCAUGGCUGGGACAGUCCAUCCCAGAAAUGGGGAUACUUCUUCUUGCAUAUGGAUAUUGUGCGUCGGUGGCCUGUUUCACCUGUUUACGGACUCCUACGAGAUAUAGUGGGUCGGUUUGAGGAAAGCAGAUAUCAUAUCCGUACGACGAAUGCAGAUGGUUUCUUUGUUAAGAAUGGGUUUCCGGUUGAACGGAUAUCGACGCCGCAGGGUCAAUACAAAUAUUUGCAGUGCUAUGGGAAGUGUAGGGCUGAUGCGGUUUUUCUUUCUGAACCUUUCAUUGAUGCGGCCUUACCGUUUCUUGAUCCUGUUUCACAGGUUCUUACUGAUGAGACAUUGGUGCCGAGAUGUAGGUUUUGUGGCGGGGAGUUGACGCUGUGUGUGCGUGGAGGUGAUUACUUCAAUGCGGGGCCUUUUAGAGGGCAGGAGAGGCUUUGGCGGAAAUUUUUAGAGGAGUUGGAUAUUAAUGGUGGACAGGCUGGGGAAACUGUUAUCUUGGAGUUGGGAGUUGGGUUGAAUACUCCUGGUGUGUUACGAUGGCCGAAUGAGGAUUUGGUAGCUGAAUCCUCGAAUCGAUCGUUUCGGUUGAUUCGAGUUGGGAUGGAGGCUUCAGGUUGUGUGCCCUGGGACUUGGAAGAAGAAGAUUUGGCGGUUGGAAUAUCAGGCGAUAUUGGCGUUGCGUUGGAGUUAUUGUCCACUUGA
Penicillium longicatenatum is the source of this 1842-nucleotide messenger RNA. RefSeq lists its product as uncharacterized. The record is from RefSeq and is a predicted model, not a curated record. The transcript has a single exon. NCBI's taxonomy places the organism in Eukaryota, Fungi, Ascomycota, Eurotiomycetes, Eurotiales, Aspergillaceae. The coding region runs from base 1 to 1842 and encodes 613 amino acids.